AUGAACACCAGUUGCAACUCCAGUUCCAGCUGGAGCUGCAGAUCCGACCAUGCGAUCUACAGCAACUACCUGGAGCACUCGAGGAUCGACCUGCAGGCGGAGGACGCCAAUGUGUAUGUGGCCAAGGCCCUGCGGCUGGUCAUCGAGCAGGUCCUGGCCCAACUGAGCACCAUCCUGGUGGUGACCAUCGCGACGAGGGACCCGAACACGGCCCAGUGGUUCGAGUACAUGACGAACACCCUGAUGGACUCGUGGCGAACGGUGGCGGUGCAGCUGCUCCGCUUCCGGCCGGAUUUGGUGGCCAAUCCGGUGGCCGGAAGGAAGCGGGUCAACCUGCUGAUGGUGGACUCCUACGGAGGGCUACUGGACACCAACAUCACGGCCAACAAUGCGGACUUCGAUGACCCGGACUACUACUUCAUCUUCCUGCAGACGCGAGAUCACCUCAUUGCCACGGAACUGCAGCUGAUCCUGGACCAUUGUCUGGCCCACUUUUGGCUGCACUGCAACGUGAUGAUCCAGACCGCCCAGGUGGAGGUGUUGGUCUACACCUUCUAUCCGUAUACGGCGGACAGCUGCCAGAGGGCGCAUCCCGUGCUGGUGAACACCUUCGAUGGCCGGCAUUGGGUGCGGAGUGCGAAGAUGUUUCCGGACAAGCUCAGCCAGAUGCACGGCUGUCCUCUGACCGUGCUCACCUGGCAUCAGCCGCCAUUCGUGGAGCUCGUCUACUCGAAGGCCAACGUUCAACGGGCAACUGGCUUCGAGAUCCAGCUGGUGGAGCACCUGGCACGCCGGAUGAACUUCAGCCUGGAGUUGGCCAAUAUUUCGCUGCUGCGGCCGGAUGCAUACCGCCUGGCGGAUGGCGCCAGCGAAGGACCCAUGGAAAGGCUCCAGCAGCGCAGUGUGAACCUGAGCUUGGGUUAUUUCCGGAGGACGGCGCGCCGGAAUAGGCUGCUGACCACGCCCAUGUCCUACUACUCGGCCAAUUUGGUGGCCGUGCUGCAGUUGGAGCGCUAUCGUCUGGGUGCCUUGGCCCUCCUCGUCUUUCCCUUCGAGCUACCCGUUUGGUUGCUCCUGCUCCUGGCCCUGCUGAUCCACCUGGCUAUCCAUUUGCCACGAAGGAGGAGUAUUCAAGGAGAAGGAGGAGGAGGACUGCAGGUGGUGGCCCUGCUGCUGGGCGCCUCCUUGGCCCGCCUGCCACGCCCCUGGCGGCACCGCCUCAUCGCCGCCCACUGGCUGUGGGCGAGUAUACCGUUGAGGAUCUCCUACCAAUCUCUGCUGUUUCACCUGAUCCGCCUGCAGCUGUACAGCACACCAUCGUUUUCGCUGGAACAGCUGCUGGAGGAGGGUUUCCAGGGCAUCAGUACGGCCAAUACCCAGCGAUUGCUGCUCGAGAUGCCGCAGGUGGCCCGCAAUCCGGAUAGGUUUCACUCCCUGGACACGCCCUCCGAUUGGGACGUUCUGAGUGCCCUCCAGCGGAACCGCAAUCGCAAAUUAUUCGCCGUGGUCAAUCAGGAUAUUACGCACUCCUCCGGCCAACCCGAUGCCUACCACGUGGUCAAGCAGACCGUGAAUGUGGAGUACACCGGAAUGUACAUGCCCAAGCACUCCUUUCUCUACGAGAAGAUGGACGACGUAAUCCGGCGUCUGGAUGCCGGCGGUUUCAUCCUCGCCUGGCGCCGCGCCUCCUUCGCCGCCGUUCACCGAAGGGAGCAAGUGCCGCAGACCAGCCGGCGGUCCAUCAACCACGCCAAGCUCUCCGGAAUCUACAUGGUCAUGGCCGGAAUGUACCUACUGGCGGGCAUUGUUUUCGCCGGAGAGCUCUUCCUUCGGCGGAGGGACUGGAAUGUCCCAAUAUUCUGGAAUAUUAUAAAUAUAAAAUCAGCUUCAUCUUGA
Drosophila gunungcola (fruit fly) is the source of this 1896-nucleotide messenger RNA. RefSeq lists its product as uncharacterized. NCBI's taxonomy places the organism in Eukaryota, Metazoa, Arthropoda, Insecta, Diptera, Drosophilidae. The record is from RefSeq and is a predicted model, not a curated record.